CAGCCUUCUCACACCCCAACAAAGCCUUGUUGGUGUGUCUUUCAUGUGUGACUCGCUAUCAUGAAAGACUCCUUCGCUGGGAAGAGGCAUCCAAUCAUAGUUCAAUCAGUCCACUCGUUAUCUCUCAACGGAUCUCCCACAGUUCCCUCUAGAACCAUAACCCGUCACUAAAUCUAACCACAAUGUCGUCUUUCAAGCUCCAAGACUUUGCUACGGAUUCUCCAGAGAUCACCGUCUACCUGACUGACGAAGCGAACGAAGCGCAACUGCUAUCCUUCCCGGCCUUCAAAGAAUGGUUGGCUACGCUCAAGUCAUCUUUAGCUCAGCAAAAGUUCUCAGACCAUUCGUUUUACAAGGAUCGGUAUAGUCUCCGCUCUAUCAAGAUCCAAUCCGUUGACUGGUUCGGCCCUCGGAUAGGCUUCGUUAAAUUAAAGGCCGAAAUAAAAAAUUCCAGUGGAGAGGAGUUACCCGGUAUCGUGUUCCUGCGCGGAGGCAGUGUCGCCGUCCUCAUGAUCCUGCGUCCGACCGACGCGCGCGAUGAGCGCUGGGUGAUCAUGACAGAGCAACCACGUAUCCCGGCCGGCAGCCUGACGUUUAUGGAAAUUCCAGCAGGUAUGAUCGAUAACACUGAGAGAACAUUCAAGGGAGCUGCGGCGAAAGAAAUCAAGGAGGAGGUGGGGCUCGAGCUAAGAGAGGACGAGCUCAUCGACAUGACGAAGUUGGCAAUGCAGGGCCAUAAGGCACCAGAAACUCUCGAGAGUGCUAUGUAUCCGAGUCCGGGCGGCUGUGACGAGUAUAUUGCAAUCUUCCUAUGGGAGAAAGAGAUGGAUAGGGUGGAGAUCGAGAAUCUCAAGGGCAAGUUGACGGGUGAAAGAACGCAGCAUGAGAAUAUCACAGUAAGGCUGCUUGACUACGAGCGGCUGUUGGAAGUUGGGAGCAGGGAUGCCAAGACACUGGCUGCCUGGUCGCUGUAUGAGUACCUGAAGAGGACGCGGGAAUUGCCUUGAUUGACAGCUUGCGAAGUCUAGAAAGGGUGCUGGUAUUGAACUGUUUCUCUGUGGAGCAGUGUCACAAUUUAACAACCACCCUCGAAAGGAAGUGAAUGCUUAGAGGAAUGGCAUAUUGAAGCAUGAGUCGUACUCUA
Molecule: messenger RNA, 1144 nt
Organism: Lindgomyces ingoldianus
Lineage: Eukaryota; Fungi; Ascomycota; Dothideomycetes; Pleosporales; Lindgomycetaceae
Exons: 1
Coding region: 183-1007 (274 amino acids)
Biological process (GO): ribose phosphate metabolic process; nucleoside phosphate metabolic process
Molecular function (GO): ADP-glucose pyrophosphatase activity; ADP-ribose pyrophosphatase activity
Source: RefSeq, a predicted model, not a curated record